AUGAAAUGCCUUCUGAAUACCUUCGAUCGAUACGAAACUAUAUGGAGUUGUAUGGACAUGAUGCCAGCCAUCGUCAAAGCUCUAGAUAAUGCUCAUCAAGUUUGGAAGCUACGUGGUGUACAAUCGCGCCCAUUACUUGCACUUUUGACGAAAUUUGACCGCGAAAGGUAUCUUGAAGAAGGAUCUCGCGAAAGAAUAUCAUCUGAUGUUGCCGCCUUUACUUUGGCUCUUCAACCUAUUGGUGAACAAAUCGACAUUGUUCCUAAUGUUCUUCCUGAGAUCUUGCUUUUGGCUGGUGACCCUGACCCUAAUGCACCUUCUAUUCUUUCAAACAGCCUGUGGAUUAAGUACCGCACAUCCACAGAUUGGGCUUGGAAGGUGUGGGAUAAUACCGUUGCAAGUCUGCGACAGAUUCCUAGCAUGAUGUCGGAAUUGGAAGAUCGUCGAGCAUGCGCCCUACGUUAUGGAACAUUCCUGUGGAGGGUAGACCAGCAUUUACCUGAAGGCUUAGAUCGGGAUGUUUCGGAAUGGCUUACGGGACCGGGCAGGGCAGAAGUUAUGGCUCUUAGCGUCGAUACCUGGGACGUGUUGAAAACUGUCCUGUUGUUUUUGACUGUACAUGGGGCACUGAAAACGACAACAAUUUUAGAAGGACUAAUCUAUCCUGCCUGGCAACUUGGUGCUGCGAAGUCAUUGGGUCAAUCGUUUGUUUCGGAGACAUACCUCUCAGCUGCUAAUAGCCUCUGUUUCAAUUUAUUGUUGCAAGAGGAAGCCACUAAUGGGACGGUCCCUCCAACAGAUUUGUUUGAGCUACAAGGAAUUCGAACAAGGCGUCAGACAGUUUAUGACGAACCACAUUUUUCGCUUUUGGUUGCUAGCAUUCCGACGUUGAUUUCUCUGGAAAAUAACCCUGAUAUUCCCGAGACUCUCAGACAAGAGACAACUACCCUUCGAUGUCGCUUAUGCCAAGAGUCUGGUUUUCGAAGAGGGGCAUAUCGGAAUUUAGAAAUCAUUAGAGACGCUUUUGAAAACUCGCCUUUUUUGUUGGAUGAAGAUCCUGAUUCAGAGCAUCUGAGGAAGAGCGCAAUAGCUGGGUUAAAUAUGAUACUUUGCGACUCAACUGAUGAGACAAAUAUCUAUGACUGGCCCGAACUGGGUAACCUUUUGACCCCAUGGAAAAUAGCGGCAACUACAAUUCAGAUGCAAUUGCAGGUCAAACAACUGGGCAGGGCACUUAAUCACGAAUCUACAUCCGAGUUCGCGAUUUCCAAUUUGAAUAAGAUUGCUUCUAUGCUAUUUCAUCACACAAAAACUGCGGAAGAAGCGUACUAUGUUGGCGAAAUGGCUCGUGGUGCCGAUAGCACUGUUGCUGCUAAAUUCAUCAAUAACGGGUUUCAGUGUAUUGUUGAACUGUUGGUCCACUCGCAAUCCGACCGAACCUUGCCCGGACAAGAUAGUUUGAGACGUGCAGGGGAUUUACUGGGCAUCCUUAUUCACGUCUCUCAGCCUUUUCGAGAUGGCCCGACCUUGCCAUCAGUUGAUCCGCCAAUUCACGAAGCAUUUAUUGCAGCUCUCGAGAUCAGUUUCAAAAGUCUGGAGAAAGAGCUCUUCAAUGGCCAUGUCAAGUCUCAAGCAAAGGAAAAUCUCCUCCUUCUCAUUCGGCUUCUGCAAUUUGUUCUUAGUUAUAAGAAUACAUGGACGCCGAAGAAUAAAGUUGCACGAUUAAUGAGUUGGCAGCAUUACUCCGUCGGAGAUGACUUCGAUGACAACAUAUAUCCUAUACUAAUCGAUACCCUUCUCGUUCUUCUAGAUGAAUUGCAAUGUGAUUCCAAAUCAAUUGCGUUUGACCCGUUCAAACACUAUCCAAACACUUCUAUCGACAAUCUACCUACUGAUAUGCCCCCAGAACACCGGAUUCAGUUUACAACACUACUCGCACAUAAUCAGCCUCAUUCAUUGGUGAUGCAUCUCGUCCAUGCACAACGUGAUGCGCAAGGUAACGUUGUAUACGGAAUUCCUGUGGUGAAUAAACCAUGGGAAUGGAUCGAAAAUUUGGGCGAACCUAUCAUCACAGAUCCAAAGGAAGAAGAGAGGGAAAGAGAAGAGAAACGGCGCUUGAAAGUCAAGUACUUGAUCAAAAAUUCUGGAUCCGUUUCUUUGGAGCAUUUUGGAGCAAGGUUUACUGGCGAAGGCAUGACGCACGUGGCUCCCAGUGACGAGAGAGCCUCGCAGGAAAAUUGUGCAAGAUCCUUCGAAGACGGUAUGACGCAGAAUAUCUUCAUCCGGGAUUGGCGAGAAACGCGUUUGGAAUCGGAGCACUCUCGGGAUCCAGUGGCUCGUUUGAAGGCCGACUUCGAUUCUGAGCCCGUUUUUUCAAUCGAUCCUCAGACCCUUCAGGCCUCAAGAACUUCACCGACGCCUUCCGUUAUAUCCCGAUCUUCGACGCAAGCCACCUCAUCAUCGUUGCACCAGAGCCCCACAUCGCGCAGUAGGAACUCAAAUUCGGCCACAGUACAUGAAAUCAUCGAUGUCGAUAACUUCUCGAACACCGGAACUUCAACAUUUAAGGCGAAUGACACCCACAAGCGCAAGGCAUCUGUGGCCGCCAUUAGUGACGAUGAAGUUGAGAUUAUUGAAGGCCCAGGGUUGUCUCGUUCAGCAAACGCGAAGAAGCAGAAGGCGGGAAAAGGCCCCGUAGCUGGUAAAACUAAACCAAGAAAGAAAUGA
Psilocybe cubensis is the source of this 2727-nucleotide messenger RNA. RefSeq lists its product as uncharacterized. The record is from RefSeq and is a predicted model, not a curated record. Bases 1 to 2727 code for a protein of 908 amino acids. The transcript has 5 exons. NCBI's taxonomy places the organism in Eukaryota, Fungi, Basidiomycota, Agaricomycetes, Agaricales, Agrocybaceae.